This is a messenger RNA of Tilletiaria anomala UBC 951, 924 nucleotides long. RefSeq lists its product as uncharacterized. Bases 239 to 847 code for a protein of 202 amino acids. Lineage: Eukaryota; Fungi; Basidiomycota; Exobasidiomycetes; Georgefischeriales; Tilletiariaceae. The record is from RefSeq and is a predicted model, not a curated record. The transcript has 4 exons.
AUGCACGGUCACCUGUUCCGUUACGUACUUCAUAAUGGCUCGUGUUGUUUGGCUUGCCUUAUACAUCUAACAUCGGCUCGCGAUCCUGUGCUUCGUUUCCAGGUUGGCAGCGUACGCUGCAGGUUGCAUUGACUCGGCACCGGCCAAAAUCGCCAAAGGGAACGUAUCUGCCAUCAAUCAUAACGACUGAGCGCGUCUAGCUCAAUCCGUGCCCAAUCCUGACGCUAUCGAAGACACCAUGGCUUCCAUCGACAACGCCACGCCCGCCACAAUCGAUCCGCAAGCUGCCGUUGCAGGGCAAACGGAUCUGGCCAACGAAGAUGCAAGCGGGCUGGCCACUAGGGCAAGUGAAGUGCAUCACAUCCCCGAAGAAGAGAAGAAGCGACUGGAGCUGUUGAUCAAGAAUCGCGCUGAUGCGAAAGAGCUGCAGGACAAAAACAUCCUCAAGCACUCAAACGUCGCUCCGGCGCUGCAAGCCGCGCAAGCAGAACUAUUGCGCAACCAGCUUGAAGACAAGCUAGAGGGCAGGCUGGAACGCCGACCCGAUGUUCAAGAUCUUGUCAACCGCGGCAUCCUCAAAGAUCAAAAGAUCGCCCCAGCGCUCCAGGACAAGGCAGAGGCGCUGCAGCGCUCUCAGCUGGAGGACAAGCUCGAAGGCCGACUCGAACGUAGGCCAGAAGCGCAAGACCUGGUCAAACGUGGCAUUCUGAAGGACAGCAAGAUUGCACCUGCGCUGCAUGAAAAGGCAGAGGCGCUGCAAAGGUCCCAACUGGAGGACAAGCUCGGGAAGGAAGUGGCCGCGCGGCCGACGCCCGAUGAGCUCAAGGCCAAGGGCAUUCUGCAGUAGACUUGCUCGUGCUUUUGUCGAUAAAGCCUUGAUAGUUCUCGCAAGACUAGGAAUCUGGAAAAGACAUUAUCCUGUAU